This is a messenger RNA of Gregarina niphandrodes, 1134 nucleotides long. RefSeq names its product RING finger protein. NCBI's taxonomy places the organism in Eukaryota, Apicomplexa, Conoidasida, Eugregarinorida, Gregarinidae. The transcript has a single exon. The record is from RefSeq and is a predicted model, not a curated record. Bases 1 to 1134 code for a protein of 377 amino acids. Gene Ontology annotation, biological process: protein ubiquitination. Gene Ontology annotation, molecular function: transferase activity.
AUGAUUAUGAACGAUCCAGAGUUAUGGAUCAAUUGGUAUAACGCCCAAAUUAACCAGCAGCCCUAUGACGUUCCCGGCUUUCCAGCUUCUACCAUCGGCUUAACACUUGACAACUGGCACCAGGUUAUCACGCCCUCGUUGUCGGAACAAAGGCUCCAGCAGGAGGUAGAAGAAGAGCAGCUAGGCCCCUCAGAAGAACUCCAGGAAUUGGAAAGUAUGGCCAGUCUUUCAGAUCAUCCGCUUUCGGACCAUCACUCCUCGGAUCGUCCCCCGUUGGAUCAUCCCCUUUCGGAAGAGUCGGUGUAUAGCAGUUUCUCGCACCCGAAUUCUGGGGAGGCAUGCGUUGGUGACUUAUAUGGCCGCGGUCGGGCGGGUUUCCCCAAUCCCGUCUCGGAGCGAGUGCAUUCAGCGACUCCCCAAAGUCUGGAAGACCCGGUGGCAAACGGUCCCAGGGUAGCGGGCGAGGAGAGAGAAGAGGCGGAGAGAGAAGAGGCGGAGAGAGAAGAGGGUGCGGAGAGAGAAGAGGGUGCGGAGCAGUUUGUGAUUGAAGUGUUGUCGUCGUACGAUGCGCCAUUGCGAUGGCGGGUGCUACAGCAUCUGGUGGCGUUUCCGAUCUUUCUGUACGUGACUGGCGUGGGUACGACAUGGUUGCGUGAGAUUUACGAGGAGGCUCCAGGUUGUUUGGAUCCGGAAAGCGUGGAGGCAGUGGCGUUAGGUAGAGAGCCUUUGUUUAUGGUGUUGGGGGAUGGUAGUCUGGCGACUGGUACGAAUGGUUGGUUCAUAGCAUUGUGGCUGCUCGCGUGCUAUGUCCUCGUUGCCUUCGAGAUCGCACACAUGGCUCUCUGUCUUCUCCUACGACUCAGACUACGCAGCUACCUUUACACCCUCGACCAACUCGAUCCACGUGAUAUGUGGCACCGAUGGGGUGACAGCGUCAUGGGCAACACGCCCUGUGGCAUGCCCCCCGACGAGAUCAACAAACUACCCGUCGUCGAACUCAGACACGCACGGCGAAUCGCCGCAGAAGGCAGACGCAACCCUCUCUCAGAAUGUCCCAUUUGUCUAGACGAGUUCCAAGAUAACGAAAAAAUACGACUCAUACCACUGUGCCGACACCUAUUCCAUCAAGCGUAA